This is a messenger RNA of Aspergillus bombycis, 1059 nucleotides long. RefSeq names its product putative Swr1p complex component (Swc5) (gene swc5). Lineage: Eukaryota; Fungi; Ascomycota; Eurotiomycetes; Eurotiales; Aspergillaceae. The transcript has 2 exons. Bases 1 to 1059 code for a protein of 352 amino acids. The record is from RefSeq and is a predicted model, not a curated record.
AUGUCGGCCGAUCCAGCUACAUUACAGGACCUCGACCUCGAGGACGAGCAGUACGACUCUGCCGAUGACGAAGACUUCCAGGUAGACGCGGCCCAAGACGACGACGGCCUCACUGGUUCCGAUAGCGACGAGGAGGCCACAGAGCCCGCGGCCAAAAAGCGCAAGGCGGGAGAGAAGGCACCGGGGCAGGAAGACAACAGUCUCGAUUCGGGCGACGAAGCGACGAUUAAAAAGGCCAAGGCAAAGAAGGCCAAGAAGCAGAAAGGAAAGGACGAAGACGGAGACGAUGAGGAUGAUGUCGAUUUUGACGACGAUGAGGGCGGCCCUGGCGGCUUCGUUCGGACACGAGCCAUGAAGAUGCGAACCCAGGAAGAGCGGAAACCUCUCGCGAAGAUCGACGGAGCAACUGUCGACGUAGAUGCGUUGUGGGAGAAGAUGAACGCCCCUGAUGUGACUAUAGAUCUCCAUCCCUCGCAGGCUGAGAAAACAAACGAUACCACGGUCCAAGAGAACAAAGACGCGGAGAUGCGUGAUGGCGAUACCCCCGUCACCGAGGAAAAGCGACAAGCGAGUCAAUACUCGGAGGAGAUGGUGAAGAUCAAGCGUACCUACAAAUUCGCGGGCGAAUGGAUUACAGAAGAAAAGAUUGUUCCUAAAGAUUCAGCGGAGGCCAAGCUUUAUAUGGCCGACGAAAAGGAUGUCGAAACGGUGACCGCCGCCGAGAACGCCACAGAUUCUAAGAAAACUAUCAAACUCCGCAGACCCCUUCGAAAGGUCUCCCGCUUUGACCCGAAUCCAACUGGAUCUAUCAAGAAGAGCUGGGAGAAGCAGGCUGUCUCGGAAACAACUGGAGGGGAGAAUGUUCGUGGUCCCAAGAUCAACACCGUCGAGAAGUCGCGCUUGGAUUGGGCUGCGUACGUCGAUCAAGCCGGCAUCAAGGACGAGCUCAGAACCCACAGCAAGGCCAAGGAAGGUUUCCAUGGUCGUAUGGAUUUCUUGGAUCGUGUUGGUGCCAAGCAAGAGGAAGAAAGAAGAAACGCGCGUUUGAAGGGGCUGUAA